Messenger RNA from Gigantopelta aegis, 1263 nucleotides. RefSeq lists its product as uncharacterized. Lineage: Eukaryota; Metazoa; Mollusca; Gastropoda; Neomphalida; Peltospiridae. The coding region runs from base 100 to 1212 and encodes 370 amino acids. The transcript is spliced from 6 exons. The record is from RefSeq and is a predicted model, not a curated record.
AGCAUGACGUCAUCCUCGGGUUAUGGUAAACAAAAUUAAUAGUAUUUCUUUAAUCAUGUCGGAGAGCGUUUAAAAUGCAAUAAGAAUUAAAGGAAGAAGAUGACCGCUAGUUGCCUAAGCCCCCUUUCGUAUAGAUGGCAAGAUCCUAUAUCGACCUACAAGCGGGACUACCUGGGAGAACUUCCGACAAAAGAGUUAGAAAAACCUAUUGUAUUUGAACCGAUUCCCAUCAGUCUAUACAGAACCGAUUUUAAAGGGGUGUUCUGGCCCGCUCGGCAUUACAAGGACUUACUCUUUUACCAGACCUCGGUGCAAAGGAGAAAGCAUGCCGGUGCUUAUGAAUCGAGGGAUCGAGGGCAAAGCAAGAAGAUCGUCAGACGACCUCCGGAUAAUUACCCCGUUUUGAGAAAAGACCCAGACAGACCGCCCGUGAAGAUAUCGUUGCCAGAACGCCCCAAAAUACCCAGCUACCACCCGGAUGAAAGUAGGCGUGGUAAACCAUGGCCCGUUCCGCACAAGGAAAUGGCGGCAAAGUACCCAGACAUGGAUAUGUACAAGGUCGACGAGCUGGCCUACAAUGUCAGAUGGACGACCUCAACGCGGCAACAACAAGAAGAGGGGGCCCUUCCUGUAACACAAAUUGAUCCCAAAAGGUUAACCUUUGAAAAACGGGCCGAUCCUGUGAGGUUCGAUAUUCAGCGAUAUUACUCACCCAUGCAAGACUGGCAAAAAGUCGACAUGUGGGAUCGCUACCAAGUGAGAGCACCCGUGCCCAGAGUCAUCCCCCCUGUUGAGACUAGAGACGUCAUGGCGAGAUACGUAAAGAAAAAGCUGGAAACUAGACACGAUAAUAUAGAGGCCAUGGAGAAAGAGAAGUUAGACAGAAUUAAAAAACUGGUUGAAAACGACCAAGUGUCUAGUCAGUAUAUUCCAAAAGUUAUAAACUAUGCUGGAUAUAUUCCAAGGCAGCCCAAAGAGAACAUCGUAAAAUCUGGUGCACCUCCAAAUCCUGCAAUGCAAAGCACUACUAUGAUGUCAUACAGACAACUUCCGCCCCUUGAAGGCAUUAGUGAUUCCACUCAGAAUGGACAAAAUGCUCCAUUAGCAUCCAGCAUCAGCCUUGUGAAUCCACACAACACGUUCAACAAGAAGAACAACGUAUGCCAGCAUAUACAAAACAAAUUCUAUAGCCGCGAUUUCUUGACUACUUAAGAGAAGAAAUAUGCCAAGAAAAGUUAUUAAAGAGAUCCUCUCAACCCAAAA